CUCCCUGAUCUCCCUCCUCCUCUCCCUCUCUCUUCUCCUCCCCCUCUCCCUCUCCCCCUGUCAAAUGUCACUCUUUGGGUUUGUCUAAUCGUUGAUUGGUUUUUCUUUUCACGGUACUAUCUCCUUUUCUCUAUCUCAUUGUCUAAAUGGCUUUCAAGAUUCCUCUGAGAGAGCUACUCUCCUUCCAUUCUGUUGACAGACAAAUAUUUUCAAGACUCAUUCUGAAUUGUUUGAGAAAACCUUCGGAAACACUCUUGGUCAUGGCCAUGUGGCUAUGGCUAGAAGAGAUAGGAUACCCCAAUAUCGUGGCAAAAAUCUUGAUACUCCCAGACUCCAUAGUGAAUGCCAUAGCCAAUGAAGCUGUUCUCUGUUUGAAGUGUCUUUCUUCUGAUUCUCCUCCUCCUCGUUUGCCCUCUGGCAAUCUUCCUCUCUCUUCAAGAGCCAUGGAAAUGGAGAUUUCUCUGCAGAUGUUUUUCCAAAAUAAGUUCACUGCAAUAAGUGGGAUAAAAAAGUUUCUGAACAGUGUGUGUUCUUGGGCUUUUACUGACAUUUUAGUGCAGGUUUUGCCUUCUGCCUCGCAGGUCCUCCUGAACCAACCUGUUGCUGUCCCGGGUUUCCCACAUCCGUUGUUUGGCAAUGUCACCAUUGUGCUACGAUCUUUGGAUUAUUCCUUUCCCAUAGGAGGUUUACAUGGGUGGAACCCAACUACUGAGGCUCCGGUGGAUGACAGAACUAUGUUCUUGACUUUCUCAAGAGGUAACAAAGUUAGUGAGAGUGAUGUGAGGGAGCUUUUUACAGGACUGUUUGGAGAUUGUGUUGACAGUGUGAAUAUGGAAGAGGUCUCUAGAAACAGACAGCCAUUGUUUGCUCGAUUGGUUCUGCGAUCUGUCUCCACUGUUGAUCGUAUUUUGAAUGGGAGCUCCAUAGCGAAAUUUACUAUCAACUCCAAGCACGUUUGGGCUAGAAAGUAUGAGCGCAGAGAGUAGUUUGCCUGCGAAAUUCCGCACACAUGUUUGUCUUAUGGUAGUUAUUGUAAUAAAAAAAGCAUUGUAAUGGAUCCUCUAUCUCUUUUUUCU
This is a messenger RNA of Vitis vinifera (wine grape), 1076 nucleotides long. RefSeq lists its product as uncharacterized. The record is from RefSeq and is a predicted model, not a curated record. The coding region runs from base 147 to 986 and encodes 279 amino acids. Lineage: Eukaryota; Viridiplantae; Streptophyta; Magnoliopsida; Vitales; Vitaceae. The transcript has a single exon.